AUGGACGGUAUAUCCAAACCAAAGCACCAUUUCAACCUCCACACCACCACUAUCGUGCCUAUUCCCAAGUCCCCACAGGUUGCCUUGUCCUCACCCGAAUGGCUCACCGCCAUGACCAAUGAGUUUAGUUCACUUAUUAAAAAUGAGACUUGGGAGUUAGUUCCUCGUCAACCAGACAUGAAUAUUAUACGGUGUAUGUGGCUUUUCAAACCCAAGUUUCGUUCAGAUGGUAGCUUGGAAAGAUAUAAUGCUCGACUGGUCUGUGAUGGUCGCAGCCAACAGGUGGGUAUCGAUUGUGGUGACACCUUCAGUCCGGUCGUUAAACCGGCAACGAUUCGUCUCAUUCUUACCUUGGUUCUCUCACGCUCUUGGGCCAUCAACCAAUUAGAUGUUACCAACGCCUUCCUACAUGGUAACUUGGAGGAAACUGUUUAUAUACAUCAGCCCAUGGGGUUCCGGGAUUCACGCUUUCCGGGUCAUGUUUUGCAAACUGAAGAAAUCACUAUAUGGCUUAAAGCAGGCUCCACGAGCCUGGUUACUGCCUACCUCCUUCUUUAUGUGGACGACAUCAUCCUCACCACAUCUUCUGACACACUUCGCGGACGUAUUAUGAAUUCCUUAUCUGGCGAAUUUUCCAUGAAAGAUUUGGGUCCCUUAUAUCAUUUUCUGGGUAUCUCUGUCACACGGACGGGUGACAACAUGUUCUUAUCCCAGCAUUCUUAUGCCACAGACAUCAUCCGCCGGGCCGCCAUGGACUCCUGCAAACCGGUUGCUACACCAGUUGACACUGGCUCCAAGCUUGGUGCAAAUUCCUCCGCCCCAUUUCCUGAUCCAACCACCUAUCGCAGUUUGGCAGACGCUCUUCAAUAUCUUACAUUCACAUGGCCUAAUAUCUCAUAUGCAGUUCAGCAGAUAUGCAUGCACAUGCACUCUCCAUCAGAUGAUCAUUGGAACGCUCUUAAGCGAAUCAUCCGAUAUAUACAGGGCACUUCAGACUACGGUCUCUAUCUCAAUCCUGCCCCACAUAUUUCCCUUCGUGCAUACACUGACGCUGACUGGGCAGGAUGUCCCGACACUCGCCGUUCUACUUCCGGCUACUGUGUAUAUCUUGGCGACAAUUUACUUUCCUGA
Helianthus annuus (common sunflower) is the source of this 1131-nucleotide messenger RNA. RefSeq lists its product as uncharacterized. The coding region runs from base 1 to 1131 and encodes 376 amino acids. The transcript is spliced from 2 exons. The record is from RefSeq and is a predicted model, not a curated record. Lineage: Eukaryota; Viridiplantae; Streptophyta; Magnoliopsida; Asterales; Asteraceae.